AUGCGCCAGAUGAGCGGUGCGCACAGGUGGCAUUCACGCUGCGGGAGGGCCCAGGAAACGUUGGUGGUCCAUUCAAUGGAAUUUUGGACGGUGUCCGUAGAGAUAAAGUUUCGUAUAUCUGAUUGCAACACGAAGCGAAGGGCGCCGAGAGGCAAACUUUUCGGUGUAGCCGCCGGGCUAUUCGGAAACGAGGAGAUCCACUAUAGAGGCGUGCGCAAGAGGCCGUUUGGCAGGUUUGCCGCCAAGAUCCAGGACCCACGGAAGAAAACUCGGGUCUGGUUCAACACUUUCGACUCCGUGGAGGAUGCAUCUCAAGGCCAAGACUAA
Messenger RNA from Vitis riparia (riverbank grape), 327 nucleotides. RefSeq names its product ethylene-responsive transcription factor 4-like. The transcript has 2 exons. NCBI's taxonomy places the organism in Eukaryota, Viridiplantae, Streptophyta, Magnoliopsida, Vitales, Vitaceae. The record is from RefSeq and is a predicted model, not a curated record. The coding region runs from base 1 to 327 and encodes 108 amino acids. Gene Ontology annotation, molecular function: DNA-binding transcription factor activity; DNA binding. Gene Ontology annotation, biological process: regulation of DNA-templated transcription.